Molecule: messenger RNA, 1569 nt
Organism: Pediculus humanus corporis (human body louse)
Lineage: Eukaryota; Metazoa; Arthropoda; Insecta; Psocodea; Pediculidae
Product: 3-5 exonuclease, putative
Exons: 5
Coding region: 1-1569 (522 amino acids)
Biological process (GO): nucleobase-containing compound metabolic process
Cellular component (GO): cytoplasm; nucleus
Molecular function (GO): nucleic acid binding; 3'-5' exonuclease activity
Source: RefSeq, a predicted model, not a curated record
AUGAAAAUUAUUUUGAUUGAAACUCUGUCAGAGUGUAGAGAGGCAUGCGAAAAAAUUAGAAAUGAUUGCUUAGUUUUAAGUGCUUUAGGAUUUGAUUGUGAAUGGGUGUCUUAUCACGUGAGAUAUCCAGUAGCAUUAUUGCAACUGGCUACAUAUAAAAAAGAUUGUUAUUUAUUUCGAUUAAAUAAAUUAUCUAUAAUCCCAUUUGAACUAAUAGAAAUACUCGAAGACCAACAUAUUUUCAAGUUGGGAGUUUUACCUGCAAUAGAUGGUUUAUACUUAUCAGCAGAUUAUGAUAUCAGAGUGCAAACUACUUUCGACUUACGAUAUUUGUAUCCUAUGUGUAAAGGUUUGGGCGAUUUGGCAAAAGUUGUACUUGGCAUUAUGUUAAACAAGGAUGGCAUAAUAGCAGGAAGUGAUUGGGAAUGCCAUGAAUUAUCAUAUUCUCAAAAAAAGUAUGCAGCCAUGGAUGCUCUGGUAGCCAUAGACGUAUUUAAAAGAUUUCUGCAGAGAUUUGGAUGGGGAUGGGAUAAUUCUAAAACAUUUAAUUAUUCUGAAUUAUAUGAAAUUUUUUCAAGAUUAGACAAAACGAAAUAUUUUAACCGAGAUCCACCUAAAAAUAGUACUUCAUCUAGAAAAACGAAAUAUUUUAACCGAGAUCCACCUAAAAAUAGUACUUCAUCUAGAAAAAUUUGUGAAUCUUCAAAUUUAGAAAACAAGACAACUGCUAAAGCUAAAGAAAAAAAACCUUAUACUACUCCUCUUUUAAAGAAAACCGAUUAUUAUGAAAAAUGCUAUAUUUAUGAUCCGAAUAAAAAACUUUUGUGUUCUUGUGACUACAAAAAGGCCAUGUGGUAUGUAAACAAAGGAUUAGCAAAUAUUACACACAAGUCAGAUUCAAAUAUAAAAAUACAAUUAUUGUUUGAACCGGCUGGAAGAGCGAAUACAAUAGAAGAAGAAAAAUAUUAUACACAGUUAAAACAAAAUUGCUGUGUAGUUUGUGGACAUAACACAUCAUAUUCAAGGCAUUAUGUGGUACCAAGAGAAUAUAGUAUAUGUCAUGAAAAAGCUGUGGAAAAGGGAAAUAUUUUAAAAAAAAGUUUAUCAAUACUAUGCAAAGCUCCUUUACAUAAUAAUAACCGUCAAUCAGGAAAAUUACAAGUAAAAAUAAGAAGCUAUGCUAGAACCUUACUGUCUAAUGGAGAUAAAAUUUCAUGGGAAAAAAAGGCUUUAAUGGUUGAGAUAAUUUUACUUUACUUUGGUGAAUCUAAAGUAACACAAAAAUUAUUAAAAGAUGCUAGUUCACUAAAAAUUAAAACACCUAUAGAAGAGACACACGGAUUCAAAGUUGUCAAAUACUUUCUUCAAUAUCCUAAAGGUUUAAUAUAUUUAAUGUGCUAUUGGAGAAAUUAUUUUUUAAAGAAAAUGACUCCAAGGCAUCUUCCUGCUUUUUGGUCUGUUUUGCACAAUGUCUCAGAUGAGGAUAUGGAUUUUGUAAAAAGUGAAUUUGUUUCAUUCGAUGAUUUUUUAGAUAAUCAGUGUAAAAUUAUCGAGAAAGAUUUAUACUGA